Messenger RNA from Ochotona princeps (American pika), 666 nucleotides. RefSeq names its product cilia and flagella associated protein 141 (gene CFAP141). The transcript has 4 exons. NCBI's taxonomy places the organism in Eukaryota, Metazoa, Chordata, Mammalia, Lagomorpha, Ochotonidae. The record is from RefSeq and is a predicted model, not a curated record. The coding region runs from base 236 to 541 and encodes 101 amino acids.
CUGAAACAGGGAUGGUGGCCCUUAAUUAUGAUCUGUGUCACUAAUGAAAGGCCGGAGACCAGGAUUAUCUUCAGGUCUCCAAGCCAACAGACCAGGUGACCAAUCAAUGCAGAGGCCCAGGGACAUUGUAAGGAGGCAGAAAUGUUGCUAUGACUACUGAAACCUCGGUGACCACUAACUAAACAGAAAGGAGAGCUUACUCCAGCCCAGUGCUGCAUCACACAAGUCUAUAGACAUGUCUACGGAAAAGAUGGCGAAAGCAGAAGAGACUUUUCAAAGGUACACAGAGAUUGAGAAGAUGGUUGACAGGUGGCGUAACUCUCACACUCGCUGCCAGUGGCAGAUGACACUGAGCCAGCGGAGGAACCCGUACGCCAUGCUGAGGAUGCAGGAAGACAUGGCCCAGGAACUGGUGCUGGCCAACAAGCAGCUGCUGGUGGUCCGGCAGGCUGCCCUGCACCAGCUGUUUGAACAGGAGCAUCAGCAGUACCAGCAAGAACUGAAUCGGAUGGGCAAAGCCUUUUAUGUGGAGAGACUCUGAGUGCAUCUCAAACCCCAUGCGCAUCAUGCCUGCUAACCUAUCUGCCUGGACCCUCUACCACCAGACACUUCCCGAAACAAGCCUGGAUCUAGCUAUCUGCCCUGCGCUUAAGAGAAUGCCCCAGC